UACCACAAAUUAUAUUCAUUUUUAUACAGUCGGCAGUAUAUACAUGUUGCAUGACGUUGAAAUAUUGUUUGUCUGUAUCUUGGUUCACAUGCUUAAAGUCCGACUGGUUAUACUCAAUAACAGUCUCGAUAGACUUGUCAGAGAAAAUGAAAAAAAGGAUAAUGUAUUCGCUACAACAGUUGGCCAGGACAAAAUGGAGACAAAACUGCAUGAACUUUCGCAGGUGUACGACGUUAUCGGAGAGACGAGCCGCUUGAUAAACGAUCUCUACAACUUUCAAAUCUUCAUAGCGUUAAUAAGUACUUUCGUUUACGUACUGCGUUCUUUAUGGGUGCUGUUGUAUUCGUUUAAAAAUGAGAUGAUUGUUGUCGACUUGAUAUUGUCGAUUAGUUGGAGUGGUAUCAAGUUGUUUUACUUGCUGGCGUUGUCGCUUGUAUGCGAUGGCUUGUUGGCGGUGCGGGAAGACACGAAGGUGCUGGUGAAUGAGCUGGUGAUGGACUACGAACUGCCGCCGAACGCGCGCGCGCAGGCGAAGGCGUUCACUCAGCUGAUAGACGCACGCCCGCUGAGCUUUCACGUUUACGAUAUGUUCACUGUCGAUAUCACGUUGAUGCUGAAGUUCAUAAGCGUUUCCACUACAUACUUAAUUAUCGUUAUACAAAUUUCGAAUUUCGUUUGA
Messenger RNA from Cydia amplana, 679 nucleotides. RefSeq lists its product as uncharacterized. Gene Ontology annotation, cellular component: dendrite; neuronal cell body; axon. Gene Ontology annotation, biological process: sensory perception of taste; male courtship behavior; chemosensory behavior. The record is from RefSeq and is a predicted model, not a curated record. The transcript has a single exon. Bases 44 to 679 code for a protein of 211 amino acids. NCBI's taxonomy places the organism in Eukaryota, Metazoa, Arthropoda, Insecta, Lepidoptera, Tortricidae.